This is a messenger RNA of Amphibalanus amphitrite, 1626 nucleotides long. RefSeq names its product CUB and peptidase domain-containing protein 1-like. Lineage: Eukaryota; Metazoa; Arthropoda; Thecostraca; Balanomorpha; Balanidae. The record is from RefSeq and is a predicted model, not a curated record. Gene Ontology annotation, molecular function: serine-type endopeptidase activity. Bases 1 to 1287 code for a protein of 428 amino acids. Gene Ontology annotation, biological process: proteolysis. The transcript has 2 exons.
AUGAACCGUCUGCUGAUCAUCUCUUGCCUCGCCCUGGGCGUGGCCGUGGCCAAGCCCGGCCAGCCGCGGCAGGCGGUGCCUUACGGCGCUGAGGUCGAUCCGGUGCCGUACGAAGAGGUGAUGCCGCUGACUCUGCAGCCGAGCCGCGCUGUGCAGGUCCUCAACGCCGGGAACUACCGCUUCACCACGCCCAACUUCCCCAACCAGUACCCGAACAACCUGUGGGUGGCUGUCACCGUGCAGGGUGCCGAGGGCCAGGCCGUCAGCAUCAGCUGCUCUCCCUUCAGUCUGGAGGCGUCCUUCUUCUGCUGGCGUGACUUCCUCUCCAUCAACAACGUGCGCUACUGCGGCUCUAACGACGUGCCUACCAUCACCGCGGCGCAGCUCGCCAUCGAGCUCAAGACCGACUCGUUCGGCACGUCCAGCGGCUUCCAGUGCACCCUCACCGUGCCCCAGGUGGGUGGAACCACCACCCAGGCCCCGGGCACCACCCAGGCUCCGGGCACCACCCAGGCUCCCUCGACCGGCGGCUGCCGCUGCGGACAGCGCCAGACCGUCCGCGUGGUCGGCGGCACCGAGGCGGCCAUCGGCGCCUUCCCGUGGCAGGCCGGCCUCGUCAGCCCCGGCGGCACCCGCACCUUCUGCGGUGGCAGCAUCAUCAACAACCGCUACGUGCUGACGGCGGCCCACUGCACGGCCGGCCAGACGGCCAGCGGCAUCCAGGUCCUGCUCGGCGACCACAACAUCGGCACGGCCGACGCCGGCGAGCAGCGCUACUCGGUCGUCCAGAUCAUCGACCACCCGCAGUACACGGACGCCUCGGGUAGCGGCUGGGACUUCUCGCUGCUCAAGCUGGACCGCGAGAUCACCUACAGCAGCACCAUCUCGCCCGUGUGCCUGGCCGAGGCCGGCCAGACGUACGCCGGCGCCACGGCCAUCGCCAGUGGCUUCGGCCGUCUGGGCGCCACCAGCCCGCAGGCCACCAGCCUGCAGCAGAUCACUCUGCCCGUCUGGUCGCAGUCCGACUGCAGACAGCGCUGGGGCACCACCAUCAACACCAGCAUGAUCUGCGCCGGCGGCAAGUCGACCGGCGGCGAGGGCGUCUGCAUGGGCGACAGCGGCGGCCCGCUGGUCACCGAGGUCUCGGGCAGCUUCCGUCUGAUCGGCGUCGUCUCGUUCGGCCAGCCGUGCGCCAUUGCCAACAGCCCGGACGUGUUCGCUCGCGUGUCGGAGGCGCUCACGUGGAUCCAGUCCAACACGGCCGACGCACAGUACUGCAGCGCCUAGACCACGAGUCGACCCGACCAGUCAUGCUGACUACAGACCGUGCUCGGCUAUUGUCCGUGUAUCGACAUACUGCCCGAUUAUGGACCAUCGAAUAUUUGCCGACUGUCAUGAAUUCGUUCCAGUUGUUAUGUGCGAUCCUCUGCCAAUUAUUUGCAUUCAAGAGUGUUCCUUUCCCCUGCUGGCGGUUUGAAGGAGGUUAAAACGUCACCGCCGAUGUCUGAUAAUGUCUGCAGUGAAGUAGUUAGCUGGUGCUUUGUACUGAGCAUAGUUACUGGCAAACCCCCUCUUCAUACGCUCUACUUCGCUUAUUUGUUGUUCAAUAAACUUUGACUUUUAAAU